AUGAACACCAUUCUAUGCUGUAUUAUAUUCUUUCCGAAUUUUCUCAAUGGGCAAUUAACCGCGACGAUUAAAUAUGAAUAUUAUUCGGUCUCAUCGAACUAUUCCAACAGAACAGAAGAAAGUCAGACAAAUGGUAUUGUUUCAACCCGAGGCAGUCAGUCGCCAGUAUUCAAUAGACCCGCAUUCGUACUAAUCGACUCGAGAAAGAACUAUGAUGCGUGUCAGCAGCCGAUUAACAAUGUAACAUAUUCCAAUGGUAUUGCAAUUAUACAACGCGGCGGUGAUUGCACAUUUAGUGUGAAAAUUACACGGGCUAAGCAGUUCGGUGCAUCAGCGGUGAUAAUUUAUGACCCUCGAAGUACUGGUCAAGAUGCAUUCGAUAUGCUACAAAACAAUUCGGAUAUUUUAGCUUUGUAUGUUUCACAAAUGAUUGGUUCGAUGUUGUUUGAUUUGGCAAAUGAUAACCAGACUUAUCUGAAUAUCACGUUAGAUCCAAUGCAAAUCGAUUACGAUGAUGUUCCUGGACGAAAUUUGUGGUACAAUUCUCGUGGUGCGAUCAUUUUUGUUGCGAUAUCGAUAUCAGUUCUGGUUUGCUUAUUUAUCGCAUGGUUUGUGUUCUAUUAUUGUCAACGAUAUCGUUCUCGUACAGCAAAAGAUCAUUUGAACAAUCGUUUGACGCAUGCUGCGAAAAAAGCCUUAACGAAAAUUCCACUGAUCACAAUCACAGAAAAUCCUCCUAUUGAAGAAUCAUGUGUGAUCUGUUUGGAUGCAAUUAAAGCUGGUGACACUGUACGACUAUUAAAAUGUAAUCAUACAUUCCAUCAAAUUUGUGUUGAUCCAUGGUUGAUCAAUCAUCGUCAUUGUCCGUUAUGCAAUCUAGAUAUUCUUGUUGCCUACGGUAUUACAAUUCCUGAGUCAAGCAGUCGACAACAGCCGAUACCAACCGAGACUCUGGCGCCAGUUUUGUAUACUUCACUGGCGACCACUUCAGCAGCACCAGUCGUUGAACAAAAUGAUCAUGUUCAUUAUAAUGAACAGCGACCUAUUCCAACUAUAUCGGGUUCCAUGAGGGAUAAUCUCCAUGGCGAACAAAAUUCUAUAUUCAUAGUCGAUAAUGAAAAUUAA
Molecule: messenger RNA, 1125 nt
Organism: Adineta ricciae
Lineage: Eukaryota; Metazoa; Rotifera; Eurotatoria; Adinetida; Adinetidae
Source: the annotation of a GenBank genome assembly